Messenger RNA from Bombyx mori (domestic silkworm), 531 nucleotides. RefSeq lists its product as uncharacterized. The record is from RefSeq and is a predicted model, not a curated record. The transcript has 2 exons. NCBI's taxonomy places the organism in Eukaryota, Metazoa, Arthropoda, Insecta, Lepidoptera, Bombycidae. Bases 1 to 531 code for a protein of 176 amino acids.
AUGACUUCAGUUGAAGCAGAAGUAGCCGUUGUUUCUGUAACUUCGAGGAUUCCUGAGUUUUGGUGCGACCAACCACGCUUAUGGUACGUGCAAUGUGAAGCUAUCCUAGCACCGCAGAAGUUAAGUGAUGAGGCCCGAUACAACCUAGUUGUUACUAAAUUAGGCAAGGACGUCGUACAACAGGUCAGUGACAUUCUGUUAAAACCACCUGAUGAGAAGAAAUUUGAUACGCUGAAAGAACGUUUGUUAAAAAUCUAUGAAGAAUCGGAGAUGAGACAAUUUCAAAAAUUGCUUAGCGAGAUGGAGUUGGGGGAUCAGAAGCCCUCUCAACUCUUACGCCGUAUGAGGGAUCUGGCUCGCGAUAAAAUGCCCGAUGAGACCCUUAGAAUUAUGUGGCAAGGUCAUCUACCCGCGGCAGUUCGAGGAGUGCUAGCAGUCUGCGAAGCAAAAGACUUAGAGCACCUGUCGGCAAUUGCGGAUAAAGUCAUCGAGACGACGCAGCCCUUGCAAGUGUCUGAAAUAUCGCCAUAG